Molecule: messenger RNA, 1086 nt
Organism: Leishmania mexicana MHOM/GT/2001/U1103
Lineage: Eukaryota; Euglenozoa; Kinetoplastea; Trypanosomatida; Trypanosomatidae
Exons: 1
Coding region: 1-1086 (361 amino acids)
Source: RefSeq, a predicted model, not a curated record
AUGAACAUUCUGCAUAAGAUCUUCACACCGGGCAGCAAGUCGAAGAAGACACUGCUGCACUGUGAUGUAGAGGCCGGGGACAGGCAGUCCAACAGCUCCCCCAAGGUUUCCACCUCCGUCCAAAUCAAGCGCAAAUCGACCGGGAAGAGCUCCGAUGACGACGACUGUGGCCCGCUGAUGCGGAGCGUGUCAAUGACGGUGGUCAGCGAUCCAGUGCCCACAUCUUUCAAGACUAAUUCGAGCUUUGCAAAUCAAUCGAGGCCGACACAGGGUCCUGCCUCCUUCAGGUCUGUGCCUCCGGCUAGCUCUCUCUCCAACGCAAGCUGCCAUCUCGAGCGGCACCACCAGCACACUGCCGCCCUCGCAAGCAGUGUCUCUCGCCAUAACCAACGCUCUCUCUUUGAUAAGAUACAGGGCAGCGGAAGCUUUGCGGUCGGCGAAACGACGGUAUCAGGCGGGAGCUUCACGGCGAACGGCGGCACGGUGAACCUGUGGCGGUUGCCGUGGACGCAGAAGAAGGUGACCAUGUGCCCCAACUGCCAUCGCCCGCGUGAGCGCGAUCGCAACGUGUACGUCUCUCGCGCCAGCUACGUUCUGCAGGAGACAACCAUCGAAAAUGGCAUGGGCGACGACAUGAGUGAGGCGAAUGAAGACAUGUCCUACAGCGAAUCGGAGGGCAUGGGCGGACCGAUGAGCGACUCCGUCACCUGCCGCUGUGGGGUCGUAUCAGAGGGCGACGCACCACUGGAUUACGACGACUCUGCCGAAGCCACCGAGGAGCACCCGCAGAUGUUUAUCGUCGAGACGCAGAAUCCGUCUGCAGUUCAGUUGCCAGGCACCGUCGCCGAGGCCUCGGACAGCGAAGACGAAGGCCGCGACGACCUCCGGCGGUCGUACAAACUGUCGUUUGUGUCUCCCCCCACCUCCACCUCGCUACGGCGUCGUGCGCCGCAUGCGCAGCGGCCGCUGGGCGGCGCAUCCCCUCAAAGUAACACCGCCUCCGUGCCGAAGAGGGUGACCCAUUGGCUUCACGAGCAGCAGACCUCGGAGGCACCUGUCCUGUCGAAGCCCAAGGCAACCAUCUAG